Messenger RNA from Amblyraja radiata (thorny skate), 1317 nucleotides. RefSeq names its product WAS/WASL-interacting protein family member 1-like. The record is from RefSeq and is a predicted model, not a curated record. Bases 1 to 906 code for a protein of 301 amino acids. The transcript has 4 exons. Lineage: Eukaryota; Metazoa; Chordata; Chondrichthyes; Rajiformes; Rajidae.
AUGUCAAAAGUACAGAUGGAGAUCUAUAAUGUGAUUGAGUGGUGCCAGAACCACAAUCUUGCCACCAAUGUUAGUAAGACCAAGGAAUCACCUCAAACGACUGAGGAAGUAGAGGCAUUGUUCCUCAGCAAAAGUAGCACAGAUAUCUUCAAAACACGGGAGCUGGCUGGAAUGCACAUUCACUGCCCCCCACCCCCACGGUCUCGGCCCUCCCCCAGGCCGGGGCGGAACGCUCCACCUGAGGCUGCGGGCGGGGAUGGGGGCGAGAGCCACGGUUGGGGCGGCUGCGGGCGCGGGGCUGGGCUGGGCAAGCGGGGGGCCGGGUGGGUGGGGGAUGGAGGGCGGGGGUGCCGCAGUGCGGGCGGUGGCCCCGGGGCGGGGAAGGGGGGGGUCCUUGAGGCGGCUCCCCCCGCGGUGACCCCGAGGUGCAGUGUCCCAGCCGGGCCGGACCGUACCACCGGCGCGGGCGGGCGGGCGCCGACGCCGGACACGGACUUAAAGCAGCUCCUGCCGCUAUCCUCCGGCCCCAGAUCCCGGCCCCGCCGCCUGCCUGGCGCUCGGCGCGCUCAGCCCAGCCAGCACCGCCACCCCGGGCCGCCGGCGGGAGGGUGGACGAAGUGGGGCCGGGCCGGAGCCGCCGCCGCCAUUUUGGGAGCGACUAAAACAACAAGAGUGCGGGAAGCGGCAUCGAAGGAGCGGCGCGGCCCGACAGCCGCCCGGACCCCGCGCCCGUACUUACCGCCUCACACACACGGCCGCAGCUCCCCGGCACGUCCGCUGGCCCGGCCCGCUUGCCCGCUCGGCAGGCCCAGCACAUUGAUGCAAUCAAAAAGACAGGCUCUGCUUUCUCAGAUGUUUGAGAAGAUUCAACAUCUCACAGAAUACUUCUAUAGAAGAACGGCAUGAGCAUAUUGACUGGUUGCAUUACGGCUUAAUUUGGUAACUCGAUGCAAAGAAACAAAGUAGACAGCAGAAAGUGGUAGACAAUGCCCGAUCCAUCACAGGUAUUACGCUUCUCCCCAUCGGAGGGUUCUACAGGAAGCUCUGCCUCAAGACAGAGGAUAAUAUCAUCAAUGACCCACAUCACCUUGGCCACGCUCUUAUCUUGCUGCUAUCAUUGGAAAGAAGGUACAAGAGCCUGAGAACUGUUACCUCCAGAUUGAAGAACAGCUUCUUGUCAGCAACCAUCAGGCUCAUCAACCACCCUGCACAACCCUACCUCAGCAUUGCACCACGAUAGACUUUGCAUGAAAAUGUACUGGAGUAACUCAGCGGGUCAGGCAUCCCUGGAAAAAAUGGAUAAGCUACGUUUCAUGU